AUGGCUUCCAGACCAGAGGAGACUCUCUGCAGUCUGCUCUCUGAGAACCUCAGCCUCUUCUGUCUGGACCAUCAGCAGCCAGUGUGUCUCGUCUGCAGAGACUCAGAAAUACACAGUGAGCACAGGUUCAGACCCAUCGAUAAAGCUGCACGAAAACGCAAGAAGGACCUCAAGGAAACUCUGGAGCCUUUAAAGGAGAAGUUAAAGGUUUUUGAAAGAGUUAAAGUAAAGUUCGAUCAAGCAGCAGGACACAUUCAGGUCCAGGCCCGACACACAGAGAGGCAGAUUAAGGAGCAGUUUCAGAAGCUUCACCAGUUUCUAAAAGAGGAAGAGGAAGCCAGGAUGGCUGCACUGAGGGAGGAAGAGAAGCAGAAGAGUCAGAUGAUGAAGGAGAAGACGGAGGCUCUGAGCAGAGAGAUAGCAGCUCUGUCAGACACAGUCAGAGCCACAGAGGAGCAGCUGAGAGCUGAAGGUUUCCUGCUCAGCUACAAGGCUGCAGUGGAAAGAGUCCAGCGGCGCCCCCUGCUGGAGGAUCCACAGCUGCCCUCAGGAGCUCUGAUAGACCAGGCCAAACACCUGGGCAACCUGGCCUUCAACAUCUGGAACAGCAUGAAGGACAAGGUCUCCUACACUCCUGUGGUCCUGGAUCCAAACUCUGCUGGUCCAGGACUCAUCCUGUCUGAAGAUCUGACCAGUGUGAGUCGAGGAGAAGAGCAGCAGCUUCCUGACAAUCCAGAGAGGUUUAAAGAUUAUUACUGCUCUGUCCUGGGCUCUGAGGGCUUUGACUCAGGGACUCACAGCUGGGAUGUCGAGGUUGGAGACAGUACAGGCUGGUUACUGGGUGUGUUACAGUCUGUGCAGAGGAACGAUGGCAUAUGGUCUGGAUUCUGGGGAAUGGGGUUUUUUGAGGGUAAAUACAAAACAUGGUCACCAACAGCAGCUCCACCAACUGUUCUCCCAGUGCAGAAGAAGCCCAAAAGUAUCAGAGUGAACCUGGACUGGAGCAGAGGAACGCUGUCGUUCUCUGAUCCUGACACUAACACACACAUACACACCUUCACACACACUUUCACUCAGAGGAUGCUUCCAUUCAUUGCCAAAUCCCCCAGUGAAGGUAACGGCAGCAAAGCUCUGUGUCACGGUGGAAUAGAACAGUCAAAGUUGAUUAUUUUCACUCCUAUAUCUGGGGCCAGGUCAGGUUGCAGCAGGUUCAGCGGGGCCAUCCGGAUGUCCCUCUCCCUAGAGCUGUUCUCCAGCUCCCCCCGAGACCCUGAGCCGUUUCCAGGUUGGAUGAGAUAUAUAAUCCUUUCAACAUGUUCUGGGUCUACCCCAGGCCGUCUUCCAGUUGGACAUACCCAGAAGACCUCCAGAGCAAGGUGCCCAGGGGGCAACUCACCUCAAAAGUUCAUUUUUACUGUGCACCAUUGGAUGUACUAA
This is a messenger RNA of Monopterus albus (swamp eel), 1437 nucleotides long. Its product is annotated as E3 ubiquitin-protein ligase TRIM39-like. The record is from RefSeq and is a predicted model, not a curated record. Gene Ontology annotation, molecular function: protein binding; zinc ion binding. NCBI's taxonomy places the organism in Eukaryota, Metazoa, Chordata, Actinopteri, Synbranchiformes, Synbranchidae.